AUGGCAUGGGGAUCGUCGCGAGAGCCCUCGACUUUUAGCAAGGUCUUCCCUCUCGUCGUCGUCGUCCUCUUCCUCGCCAUCGCCGGCUACAUUGGCUACCAGAUCUACCUGUCUGCACAGCAGAUAGGCAACACGGCUUCCGAGCGCAUGAACAAGAAGAAUGUUGUGUGGACCAAGGACGGAUUGAAGGUGGGCGUGAAGUCCAUCCAGAACGAGAAAUACGUGGACGAGACGCAGAGCUGGGUCGUCAAGGCAUGGAACCUGGGCAAGGACGGAGCGCGAGCAUCGGGAGGCGAUAAGAAAGAUUGA
Molecule: messenger RNA, 309 nt
Organism: Emericellopsis atlantica
Lineage: Eukaryota; Fungi; Ascomycota; Sordariomycetes; Hypocreales; Bionectriaceae
Exons: 2
Coding region: 1-309 (102 amino acids)
Source: RefSeq, a predicted model, not a curated record